Molecule: messenger RNA, 5673 nt
Organism: Alosa alosa (allis shad)
Lineage: Eukaryota; Metazoa; Chordata; Actinopteri; Clupeiformes; Clupeidae
Gene: adcy6b
Product: adenylate cyclase 6b
Exons: 24
Coding region: 450-4046 (1198 amino acids)
Biological process (GO): cAMP biosynthetic process; adenylate cyclase-activating G protein-coupled receptor signaling pathway; adenylate cyclase-inhibiting G protein-coupled receptor signaling pathway
Cellular component (GO): plasma membrane
Molecular function (GO): adenylate cyclase activity
Source: RefSeq, a predicted model, not a curated record
GUUUAAGGGUGAAUGUAAGGGAGGGAGAGUCCAAGCAAGAGUGAGGAAGAACGUGAAUAUAUCACUUGGUGUCGCGGAGCUUGCACGCUAUUGUAAAAUUGUAACCAUCGCCCUGCCCCUGGAUGCAAACUGUGUGCUUACAACCAUCUGCGCGUCUUCGCAUUGCAAUGGACACGGCGCUGACAGUAUUUAGCAGCAGAGGGAUGAAGAAGUGUACUGCGGUGCAGAACCUAGCUUGUUUCUGACUCGGUUACCUGAGCAAUGCAGAGGGUAUAGGAAUCGAAAGCCUGUAUGAGUUUGACCUUAGGCGUGAGAGGCUACAGGAGACGUGAGGCCUGCUCUCCUCGGGCUGCCCCUGCCUGACAGUAUUGCCUUAGCCCAUUGGGAUAAAUGAGGAGCCACAAAGACUCCGAGAGCACAGCUACAACUCACGAAAGGAGCCAUACAGCAUGUCUUGGGUCAGCGGCUUCUUAGUGGCCAGGGUGGACGACCGCAAGGCGGCCUGGGGGGAGCGCAAUGGCAACAAGAAGGGCCGGCGCAAGGGCGGCUCCUCUCUGUGUGGCGCCCGCUAUGUGAGCUGCCUGCGGGACGCCGAGAGCCCCGAGCCGGCCGCCUCCGCCCAGCCCCUGCAGCAGCAGCAGCCCGGCGCCAGCAGCAGCAACUUCAGCACGCGCUGCGUCUGGCAGGAGGACCACUACGGCCGCAACAAGCCCGGCAUGGGCCCGCAGGCCGUCGACCUGACCUUCGACGACGGCACCGGCGGCGAGUCCAGGAGGAGGACCGGCGCCGACGGAGGGGAGGACGAUGACGACGAGGCCGGGGACGAGGAGCGCGGGCGGGGUGCGGCAGCGGCGCUGGCCUGCUGGCUGCGGUUGGUGCGGGUCUUCCAGUCCAAGCAGUUCCGCUCGGCCAAGCUGGAGCGCCUGUACCAGCGCUACUUUUUCCGGCUCAACCAGAGCUCGCUGACCAUGCUCAUGGGCGUGCUGGUGCUCGUCUGCGGCGUCAUGCUGGCCUUCCACUGUGCGCAGACCGUGCCGCCGGACCCGGCCUACGUGUCCACCCUCUGCGUGGCCAUGGCUCUCUUCCUGGCGCUGAUGGUGGUGUGCAACCGCAACGGCUUCCACCAGGACUACAUGUGGAUGGUCAGCUACCUGGUCAUCGCCGUGCUGCUGGGCGUGCAGGCCUUUGGCGUGCUGAUGGUGGCGCCGCGGAGCGCGUCCGAGGGCGUGUGGUGGUCCGUCUUCUUCAUCUACAUCAUCUACACGCUGCUGCCGGUGCGCAUGCGCGCCGCUGUCCUCAGCGGGGUCACUCUCUCCACCAUCCACGUCGCCACCGUCUGGACCACCAACCAGGCGGACAGUUUCCUCUGGAAACAGUUAAGUGCCAACACUCUGAUCUUCCUGUGCACCAACCUGAUUGGGAUCUGCACACACUACCCGGCCGAGGUGUCACAGAGGCAGGCCUUCAAAGAGACCCGGGGCUACAUACAGGCCCGACUGCACCUACAGAGAGAGAACCAGCAACAGGAACGCCUGCUGCUGUCAGUGUUGCCAAGGCAUGUUGCCAUGGAGAUGAAGGCAGACAUCAAUGCCAAGAAGGAGCAUAUGAUGUUUCACAAGAUCUACAUCCAGAAACACGACAAUGUCAGUAUUCUAUUUGCAGAUAUCGAGGGUUUCACCAGCCUGGCGUCUCAGUGCACAGCCCAGGAGCUAGUCAUGACCCUCAACGAGCUCUUUGCCCGCUUUGACAAGCUGGCCUGGGAGAAUCACUGUCUGAGGAUUAAGAUCCUGGGCGACUGCUACUACUGUGUGUCUGGACUCCCUGAACCCAGAGCGGACCAUGCCCACUGUUGUGUGGAGAUGGGAGUGGACAUGAUUGAAGCCAUCUCGUUGGUCCGAGAGGUCACGGGGGUCAAUGUCAACAUGCGUGUGGGGAUCCACAGCGGUCGCGUCCACUGCGGCGUGCUGGGCCUGCGCAAGUGGCAGUUUGACGUGUGGUCCAACGACGUCACGCUGGCCAACCAGAUGGAGGCCGGCGGAAAGGCGGGGCGCAUCCACAUCACCAAGGCCACACUGCAGUACCUGAACGAAGACUACGAGGUGGAGCCGGGCUUCGGAGGAGAGAGAAACGCUUACCUCAAAGAGAACAACAUUGAGACCUUCCUUGUGCUGGGCUGCAGCCAGAAAAGGAAAGAGGAGAAGGCCAUGAUGGCAAAGCUGCAGAGGGCCCGGGCGAACUCGGGUGAGGGGCUGAUGCCCCGCUGGGUGCCUGACAGAUCGUUCUCCAGAACCAAAGACUCCAAAGUUUACAGGCAGAUGGGCAUUGACGAGGCCUCCAGCAAAGACAACCGGUGCACUCAGGAGACCCUGAACCCCGAGGACGAGGUGGAUGAGUUUCUGGGACGUGCCAUCGACGCCCGGUCCAUCGACCAGCUCCGCAAAGACCAUGUGAAGAAGUUCCUGCUCACCUUUCAGACGUCCACCCUAGAGAAAAAGUACUCCAAAAAAGUGGAUGAUCGAUUUGGAGGAUACGUAGCCUGCACUCUCGUGGUUUUCUGCCUCAUCUGUUGCAUUCAGAUCAUCAUCUUCCCUCAUACACCCCUCAUGUUGGGGAUCUUCAUCAGCAUCUUCGUCAUCCUCGUCCAUAUCCUCUUCAUCUGUUCCAUCUACUCCUGUGUUAAGCUCUUUCCAGUAGCCUUGCAGACUGUGUCGAAGAGAAUAGUGGAGUCGCGCACCAACAGCACCCUCGUGGGAGUCCUCACCAUCGUCCUUGUGUUUAUCUCAGCCUUCGUAAACAUGUUUACCUGUGAUAAAGAGGACCUGGAAGGUUGUGUGUCUCGAGAGAUCAAUGCCUCUGUGAGCUCCAUGAAUCUGUGCCUCCUUCAUGACCUUUCGCUUGCUGCCCACGAUAAGCUGGCCCUGUGCCCUGGACAAGACUACCCCUGCCCCUUCCCAGAGUACUUUACCUAUAGUGUGCUCCUGAGCCUGCUGGCCAGUUCCAUGUUCCUGCACAUCAGCAGCAUUGGCAAGCUGGCCCUCAUGCUCUUCAUCCAGCUCCUCUUCAUCCUGCUGGUGGAGUGGCCACAGGUGACGCUGUUUGACAACGCGGACCUGCUGCUCACCACCAACACCCUGUCCGAGGGGGCUUUGAAUGGAACUCUUAUGUGGACCAGUUUCAAUGGAACAGACAGUUGUGAUAAGACAGUGACCAAAGUGCCCCUGCGGGUGAUCACCCCCAUAAUCCUGACGGUGUUUGUGCUGGCACUGUACCUGCAUGCCCAGCAGGUGGAGUCCACCGCACGUCUGGACUUCCUGUGGAAGCUUCAGGCCACAGAGGAGAAGGAAGAGAUGGAGGAGCUGCAGGCCUACAACCGCCGGCUCCUGCACAACAUCCUGCCCAAGGACGUGGCGGCGCACUUCCUGCAACGGGAGCGGCGUAACGACGAGCUCUACUACCAGUCGUGCGAGUGCGUGGCCGUCAUGUUCGCCUCCAUCAGCAACUUCUCCGAGUUCUACGUGGAGCUGGAGGCCAACAACGAGGGCGUCGAGUGCCUGAGGCUGCUCAAUGAGAUCAUCGCCGACUUCGAUGAGAUCAUCAGCGAGGACAGGUUCAGGCAGCUGGAGAAGAUCAAGACUAUCGGCAGCACCUACAUGGCGGCGUCCGGCCUCAAUGACUCCACGUAUGACCGGGAGGGCCGCUCCCACAUCCUCGCCCUGGCUGACUACGCCAUGCGGCUGCGCAAGCAGAUGGCGCACAUUAACGAGCACUCCUUCAACAACUUCCAGAUGAAGAUAGGUCUGAACAUCGGGCCAGUUGUGGCCGGGGUGAUAGGUGCCCGUAAACCACAGUACGACAUCUGGGGGAACACCGUGAAUGUAGCCAGUCGCAUGGACAGUACAGGAGUCCCAGAUCGGAUUCAGGUCACCACAGACUUGUAUAACGUGCUGGCCAGUAGAGGCUACACGCUGGAGUUCCGUGGAAUGGUCAAGGUCAAAGGCAAGGGCGAGAUGACCACCUAUUUCCUCAACAGCGGCCCUGACAGUUAGCAGCAGGCCCAAACACCCCCACCCCUGUGAGGACACAACCAACCGAGGGCCGUCAACAGACAGGGCCGGCUGUGGGGCCGAGACCCCCACCGGAGGUCCGCUGUGGAGGAGGCGCAGUGGCGAGCGAACCCACUUGGCCUGAGGCGAUCUUGUGUUCGUGUGUGGGUGGGUGUUUCUCUGUGUUACUUGUGUUGACAUGUACCAUGGAGGAGAAGGACUCUUCUCACCUCUAGGUGUACAUACUUUGUAGCCACUUGAAGAAGGAGACUGAUGACCAGUUGCCUUAGAAGGAAUUGACUGUACAGAAGUCUGGAUACACUAUUUAUUUUGCCCAGAUGGGAUGUUAAGUAUAAAAAAUAAAAAAUAAAACAAACAACAAUGAAUAGUAAUAUAUAUGCAAGGAUGACAUGAACUCUUGAAAUAUGGAUGAAUACGACCAAAGAAGAAAUGUCUGAUGAGGAACACUAAGUGCAUACACCAACAUGUUUGAUUUUGUAAAGCAACUUGGAACAAAUGUCAGUUGUGUCGGCGUUUUCUCCUUUUUUGUCUAUUUGGUUUUGCCAUCUUAUGCCAUGUUCCUGGAUAGGCACAACUUUGCUCUGUUUGUUCUAUUGUACGUGUGAUGUGAAGGAGUACAAAAGACAUCUUGAAAUAAGCGGACAGCCUUAGAGACCAAAAGCAACCUUUUAUUAUUGAAGUAUGUGAUCAGUUAUAGACUUUUUUCUCCUUUGAAGAAGUAUUUUUUUUUCGUACAACUGAUGUGAAUGAAGGACAAACUGUGGCAUUGAAUUCCACAGGACUGCAGAUUGUGCUUCUAAAAAAAAAUUGUCUUGUGUGUUUUGUGUGUGUGUGUGUGUGUGUGUGUGUGUGUGUGCGCGUGUGUGUUAUGUUUGUGUUUAAGUGGGACUGAUAAAUAUUGAAGGAUGGGUGAGUGCUUAUACUGUGCUUAAUGUAGAGAGGGUUAACUCUUCACUGUGAGGUACAGUAUGCCAUGAAAAUGACUUUCUUGCCAAAUGAACUACUGCAAUAUCCAGUAUUAAACUAUUAAAUAUCCAGUAUUUUGGAUAUGUGUGCCCAUUCCUCUCUCUCCCAGCUGUAUCCAUUGGUUAUGCAGAGUUUUAUUGUACUGUAGGUAUGGUAAUGCCGCAUUCCACCAGAAGUGAGAUGAUCUUAGAAUACUUUUAUAUACCAACACAGUCUGGUCUUCUAAUUGGUCACGUUGGAAUCCUCCACCCCCAGUCUCGGCCAUAGAUGUGUUGUAGUCAGUGCCACUGAUUGUCACUUCCUGAUAACCACUGUCUCCAAUAGACUUCACAGCAGUGUGCAACAGUAUGCCUUCAAAGUGUCUAUUGUCUGUACCCAUUAACUACUGUUUCACUAAAGAGUACUGGCGCUGUAGCAAGGUUUGUUUUUACCCUCCCACAGUUUCAUAUGAAUGUAGGAAAUAGUCUCCAUUGCUUCAUGCUGUUGCAGGUGAUCCCAUCACACAAUUUGCCAGUGAGGAUUGUUCUGUUUUCGGUUGUUGUUAUUUUUUAAUGGCGCAGGGGCAAAGCAUGAGGAGUGCUUUAUACAUUAAAGAACAACUUUUGUGUUGAAAGAAUAAAAUCCAUUAAAUCCCAUUCAUAAA